This is a messenger RNA of Rhea pennata, 2994 nucleotides long. RefSeq names its product abl interactor 2 (gene ABI2). Gene Ontology annotation, cellular component: lamellipodium; actin-based cell projection; SCAR complex. The record is from RefSeq and is a predicted model, not a curated record. Lineage: Eukaryota; Metazoa; Chordata; Aves; Rheiformes; Rheidae. The transcript is spliced from 12 exons. Gene Ontology annotation, biological process: neuron migration. Bases 18 to 1628 code for a protein of 536 amino acids. Gene Ontology annotation, molecular function: signaling adaptor activity; SH3 domain binding.
GGUGAGAGGAUGUGAAGAUGGCGGAGCUGCAGAUGCUGCUGGAGGAGGAGAUCCCGGGGGGGCGCCGGGCCCUGUUCGACAGCUACACGAACCUCGAGCGGGUGGCCGAGUACUGCGAGACCAACUACAUCCAGUCAGCAGAUAAGCAGCGAGCCCUAGAAGAAACCAAAGCCUACACAACCCAGUCAUUAGCAAGCGUAGCCUAUCUGAUCAACACUUUGGCCAACAAUGUUCUCCAAAUGCUGGAUAUCCAGGCAUCCCAGCUUCGACGCAUGGAAUCUUCAAUCAACCAUAUUUCACAAACGGUGGACAUUCACAAAGAGAAAGUUGCUAGAAGAGAAAUUGGUAUCUUGACUACAAACAAAAACACCUCAAGAACUCACAAAAUCAUUGCACCAGCUAACCUGGAGCGACCAGUUCGCUACAUCAGGAAACCUAUUGAUUAUACAAUUCUAGAUGAUAUUGGACAUGGAGUGAAGGUCAGCACACAGAAUAUGAAGAUGGGUGGGCUGCCUCGUACGACACCACCCACCCAGAAGCCACCAAGUCCACCAAUGUCAGGAAAAGGAACUAUAGGGCGUCACUCUCCCUAUCGCACGUUGGAGCCAGUGCGUCCUCCGGUGGUACCGAACGACUACGUGCCUAGCCCAACGCGCAAUAUGGCUCCCUCGCAGCAGAGCCCUGUUAGAACAGCGUCUGUGAAUCAGAGGAAUCGCACGUACAGCAGCAGCGGGAGCAGUGGAGGAAGCCACCCAAGUAGCCGGAGCAGCAGUCGAGAGAACAGUGGAAGUGGAAGUGUGGGUGUUCCUAUUGCUGUUCCCACCCCGUCUCCUCCCAGUGUCUAUCCAGCCCCUGCUGGCUCGGCUGGCACCUCUCCCCUUCCUGCUACCUCUGCUCCUGCCCCUGCUCCUCCUGCUCCUGCCCCUUCCUCCGCUGCCCCAGAUGCUGCUGCUGCUGCUGCAGGAGCCCAGCCCCUUGCUGAUGGCUUCACCUCUCCAACUCCCCCUGCUGUUUCUUCCACACCCUCUACAGGCCACCCAGUUCAGUUCUACAGCAUGAACAGGCCGGCGUCUCGACACACGCCCCCGACAAUAGGGGGCUCUCUGCCGUAUCGGCGUCCUCCGUCAAUCACGUCACAGGCGAGCCUUCAGAGCCAGAUGAACGGAGGGCCGUUCUAUAACCAGAACCCAGCAUCCCUUGCUCCUCCUCCCCCCUCCAUCCUACAGGUAACUCCACAGUUACCAUUAAUGGGAUUUGUGGCCAGAGUUCAAGAAAACAUUUCAGAUACUCCUCCUCCGCCGCCGCCUGUGGACGAGCCAGUAUUUGAUGAAUCCCCACCUCCACCCCCACCUCCAGAGGAUUAUGAGGAGGAAGAAGCAGCUGUAGUGGAGUACAGCGAUCCCUAUGCUGAAGAGGACCCUCCUUGGGCGCCAAGGACCUACCUAGAAAAGGUGGUGGCAAUUUAUGACUACACGAAGGACAAGGAAGAUGAGCUCUCAUUCCAGGAAGGUGCCAUCAUUUAUGUCAUCAAGAAGAAUGAUGAUGGCUGGUAUGAAGGGGUCAUGAAUGGAGUGACAGGCCUCUUCCCAGGGAACUAUGUGGAGUCCAUCAUGCAUUACUCAGAGUGAACACUAGAGGACCGAGCACUGCAUCUGCUGCUGCAGGAGCUCUCGGGGCUUCCCAGAUCUCCACCAGCCUCUGGGGCCCCAUCCAAAAUAACUGAAUGAAGGAUAGUUGUAACAACCACUCUUUGUUUCUUUUUUUUUUUCCUUCCAUUAUAAAACGAUAGUGAUUUGAGUUGUCGGAACAAAUGGCUCUUCUGGCUGCCAGCAGUGGCUAUCAUGAGCCAUCUGACAGCGAAUUAAGCUGACCCAUUCAGAUGUAACAAACUUGUUGAGUAGCUGAUACUUCACCCAAAUUCUGACUUUUUCUGGCAGGCUCUGGGAUCUGUCUCAGGAAUACUGUAUGCCCUUGUGGUACCACCUUUGGCAGCAGUGCCUGGCGCAUGGGGAUGUCCUGGAUGCUCGUGAUGAGGGGUUACUGGCUGGUGGACAUCCCUCCCUGAUUCUACACUACACUCUUGUGCAGCUGGAAGAACACUCAUGUGCUAGCAAACACGGAUUUGUACACAAGGCUGUUCGUGUAUCCAGCUUCCAGAUAGUUCCUUACAUCUCUAGCAUAAACACGUCCGCAGCUGCUCUGCACACGCAGGCUGACACAGGGGCACACAGAGCUGGCUUGGAUUCAUUCACCUUUCAGUUCAGACAAUUAAGAUGCUGCAGCCCAGAGGACCCUCAUCCCCAUUUCCUCAUCUUUUGAAUGCCACAGGCAUGUUACGAAAGGGUAAAGUCAGCAGCAGCCUGUUGUCCAGAGGUAAGCCUACACCCAGCCACCUGCUGAACACCUACAUGGUGACUCUGCUGAAAUGUGUGCAGUGCAUUUGUUCCUGUUUCUCUUAAAACCUCAGAAAAUCCUACUACUAUUGACUAAUAAGGAAGAACUGUGUACAAAUUCAUUUCCAUUACAGCGCCUUGCUAAAGUGCUGAGAUGUCUGAGAUUUUUUUGUAAAGAACAAGUGCUUCUUUUCACAUUUGAAAAAGUGUCUUUUGCAACUUGCAUGGACAAGUAGUUUCUAUGAAUUCUCUGGAAAUGUCAGUGUCUAACAUGGAUUUUGUCCAUGCACUUUUUUUCUGAAAGCAGAACCCCCUCUCCCCCUUUGGUUUACAGUCAGAGGAGAAGCACUCUGGUGCUUUUGAUUCUGGCACUGCUGAUGCAGUGGAUAUGUGCAGAGCCCACUGUAACGCUGAUGACCAAGCCUGCAGGACUCUGGGGAGCUGUGUGCCGCCAGUAGCGUUUUAUUGUGUGUGCCAUUUGAACCACCUUCCAGUGAGUGCAAAACCCAAUUUUUAAAUUUUUUUAAUUGUACUUGGAAUUAACUGUUGCUGUGUACUAAACCCUCUUGUUACGAGCCCUAAAUAAAAAGAACAAAGCACA